Molecule: messenger RNA, 1298 nt
Organism: Andrographis paniculata
Lineage: Eukaryota; Viridiplantae; Streptophyta; Magnoliopsida; Lamiales; Acanthaceae
Product: probable aquaporin PIP2-4
Exons: 3
Coding region: 278-1120 (280 amino acids)
Biological process (GO): transmembrane transport
Cellular component (GO): plasma membrane
Molecular function (GO): water channel activity
Source: RefSeq, a predicted model, not a curated record
AACUCGGAUGGAUCUGGAGGACAAAUGGAUGGCUUGAUAUCCACGGCCAUAUUUAGGAAAUUGUUGAGCACGUAUUGAACAACAUCUGUCGACGGAUCAUGACUGUAAUAACAAAAUUCUGUUACAGUUUGUCUAACCCAUACGCUUUUAAGUGCAAAGAAGGUCGGUCAUGGUGGCGCCAUUGGAGUGUGAUCAUCUUUAACCAAGAGGAAAUCACAAUUAAUUUGCAUUCACUUCGAUUGCUCACUUGCUCGUCUGUCGAUUCGCUUGAUUGAAGAUGAGGGAAACUGGCAAUGACGACGACGUCGAGGCCGGCGGCGUCAGAGAUUACCGCGAGCCUCCGCCGGCGCCGAUGUACGACCCCAGGGAGGUCCGCAAGUGGUCGUUCUACCGCGCGCUGAUCGCGGAAUUCAUCGCGACGCUGCUGUUCCUCUACAUCGCCAUCCUGACGGUAAUCAGCUACAAGAGCCACGGCAGCUGCGCCGGCAUCGGGAAUUUCAGCAUCGCCUGGGCCUUCGGCGGGAUGAUCUUCGUCCUCGUUUACUGUACCGCCGGCGUGUCCGGCGGGCACAUCAACCCGGCGGUGACAUUCGCGCUGUUCAUCGCCCGCAAGGUUUCGCUGGUCCGAGCGGUGUCGUACAUUGUGGCUCAGUGUUUAGGCGCCAUCUGCGGGUGCGGCCUGGUCAAGGUAUUCCAGAGGACAGAGUACGAGCGGUUCGGCGGCGGCGCCAACGAGCUUGGCCCCGGCUACAACAAGGGCACCGGCUUGGCCGCCGAGAUCAUCGGCACAUUUGUCCUGGCUUACACCGUCUUGUCGGCCACGGACCCCAAAAGGAACGCCAGAGACUCCCACGUUCCGGUGCUGGCGCCGCUGCCGAUUGGGUUCGCAGUGUUUGUUGUCCACCUGGGGUCGAUGUCGAUUACCGGGACGGGCAUAAACCCGGCAAGGAGCUUCGGGGCGGCAGUUAUGUAUGGGAACCACAAGGCCUGGCAUGACCAUUGGAUAUUCUGGGCUGGGCCGAUGGCGGGGGCAGCCAUAGCAGCAAUAUAUCAUGAGUACAUAUUGAGGGCAGGGGCAGUGAAGUUGGCACUGGGCUCAUACAAGAACUAUGGAGGCUGAUUGAUUGGUUUACUCAGUAGUAGGAGUGGAGUAUUCAUUCAUUCAUAGUGAAACUUGUCUUUCUUUAAUUUGUGGCUGGAGAAUUACAAUUAAUGGAAUGGAGCUAAUUGCUUAACAUUAAUUGUAUUGUCCCAUUGAGGAUAUAAUAUAGUAUGUGGCUCCGAGCAAAGAUUGAUUU